CAGACUAGCGGCUGUCGGGUACCGUCAUUUCGGCAUGAAAACUACAAAAAUAUGCCACAAAAGAAGAAGUCUGUCACAAAUCUGUUAUUGAUAAACUGAUGGUAGACUGACACUAAUGCCAUCAGCAGGCCAAGAAAGGUCACUGCCACCAAAAUUCAGAGGUAAAACGUUUCGCGAGUUAUCUUAAAAUCGUUUUAUCUGUUGAAAAACCAUCUAAAUGAUUGUUUUGUUUGGGUCAGAUUUCACAUCGGCGUCGACGCACAGCGCGUUGUAAAGAGCGCGCCGUGACGUUAUCACGUCGGACUGAAUGAAGCGUCAUCCUUUCUGAUGUAGAGCGGCACGGCGGCCUUUCUUUGCUGCUCUACAUUUCCCCCAGUCUUUCCGCUAUUAUCCCGAUAUUUCAGCUCUUAAUUUCUUUAACCAUGACUCGAAAGUCGCCACUUCUCGCCGCUUGCCUGCUGUUUCUGGCUGCUCUGAGCUCUGAGGUUUCAGCGGACGGUUUGGUGAACGAGGAGGUGAAGAGGACCGUGGACUUGAGCACUCAUCUGGCCAAGAUCACCGCGGAGAUCGUGCUGUCCAACCAGGGACACUCUGCCGUCCAGAGCUUCAUAUUAGCGGUCGAAGAUGACCUGGUCCCGCACCUGGCAUACAUCGGAGCUUCGGUGAAGGGUGAUGAGGAGGAGGAUGGCACACUUGAACUCCAACAGACAACAAUUCAGGGCCAAAGUGGGCAGUUUUACAAAGUGCAGCUGCCCUCCAGUCUGGCAGCAGGUGCUCAGCUGAAAGCGAAGGUGGAGAUGACGUUUAGCCAUGUCCUGAAGCCCUUCCCCUCACACGUCACCCAGGCUGAGCGCCAGCUGGUGGUCUUUCAGGGGAACCACUACCUGUACUCCCCGUACCCCACCCGCAGCCAGACCACGCGUGUCCGCCUGGCCUCCAAGACUGUGGAGAGCUACACCAAACUGGGUAACCCCAGCAAGAAUGAUGAGAUCAUCGAGUACGGACCCUUUCGUGACAUGGCUCCGUUCAGCGAGGAUACAAUGAAGAUUCAUUACGAAAACAACUCGCCCUUCCUCACCAUCAGUAGCAUCACUCGGACCAUUGAGGUCUCUCACUGGGGUAACAUCGCUGUAGAAGAGACCAUCGACUUGAGGCACACAGGAGCCAUCCUGAAGGGGCCUUUUUCACGUUACGAUUAUCAGCGCCAGUCAGACAGCGGCAUCUCAUCUGUCAAAUCCUUCAAGACAAUCCUUCCUGCCUCGGCCCAGGACGUCUACUACAGAGAUGAGAUUGGCAACAUCUCCACCUCCCAUCUGCAGGUUCUGGAUGACUCAGUGGAGGUGGAGGUCAGGCCUCGCUUCCCCUUGUUUGGAGGCUGGAAGACCCACUACAUCAUUGGCUACAAUCUGCCCAGCUACGAGUACCUCUACACUCUGGGUGACCAGUAUGCACUGAAAAUGAGACUGGUUGACCAUGUGUAUGAUGACCAGGUCAUUGACUCCCUCACUGUGAAAAUCAUCCUGCCAGAGGGGGCCAGAAACAUCCACGUGGAUACACCUUACAAAAUUGAUCGCAUGCCGAACCAGCUGCACUAUACAUAUCUGGAUACCUUUGGCCGACCAGUGCUGGUCGCCACUAAGAACAACUUGGUGGAGCAUCACAUUCAGGAUGUUGUGGUUCAUUAUAACUUCAAUAAGAUCCUGAUGCUGCAGGAGCCUCUCUUGGUUGUAGGAGCCUUCUACAUCCUCUUCUUCACUGUCAUCAUCUAUGUCCGCCUGGACUUUGCCAUCACGAAGGACCCUGCGGCUGAGGUGCGCAUGAAGGUGGCCUCCAUCACGGAGCAGGUGCUGACUCUGGUCAACAAGCGCUUGGGUCUGUACCGACACAUGGAUGAGGUGGUCAACCGCUACAAACAGUCCCGUGACACUGGGGCGCUCAACAGCGGCCGGAAGACUCUGGAGGCUGACCACCGCACUCUGACCAACGAGAUCAGCUCGCUGCAGGCCCGCCUCAAAGCUGAGGGCUCCGACUUGGCUGAUAAGGUCGGGGAGGUGCAGAAGCUGGACGGCCAGGUGAAGGAGCUGGUGUGCCGCUCCUGCCAGGAGGCGGAGCGGCUGGUGGCGGGUAAGGUCAAGAAGGAGGCUUACAUCGAGAGCGAGAAGACUCUGACCAGCAAGAGACAGGAGCUCGUCAGCCGCAUUGACAGUCUGCUGGAUGCCCUUUAAACUACUCCUGCCACACUAGCACACAUAAACAGGCACACACCAGCCCUGCUACAACAUACAACCGACUAUUUGUAUGUAUGAGAAUUAAAUUAAAUGUGACGCAAAAACUUAAACUUUUUUUUUUUUAACCAUCCUUGAACCCAGACAUGGACUGUUAACAUCUCAUCUUAUGGUAGUGAUGGGUUUAUCUUGUGCCUUGUGAUAAACUCAAGGUCACUGCGUGCUCAGCUCUACAGCAGCUACAUCACAACUUUGGGCUUUUUUUGUUUGUCUGUUUUUGAGUUUGUCGAGCCACACUUAAACUGUGUCACACUUUGCUCAGACUUGACACUUAAUUUUCAUGUUCAGAUCUGGACUUUGUAUAUUUUUCCCCCCUCUUAAGUAUGCAUGGUUAUGGGACUCUUUUUUUUUUUUUUUUUUUUUUUUUUAACGAAUAGCUGAAGGGCCCAAGUGUGUUCUUUCUCAUGUCUUUACUCACAUAUACCGUAUUCUGAGAUUGAAUCAUCUCUAGUUAAGUAUGAAGGUGAUAGUCAUUUCCAAUCUUAUCUCUUUUGCACUUACAAAUUUUUUCUACUCGCCCCUGGCUGCAUUUAUAUUUGAACAAAUUUGAAGCUCUAAUUCUGUGUCAUCCCAGAUACUUGUUGUUGAUGUUCAGUCAUAUUUUCUACAUUUUGUAUGAUUUUUUUUUGUUUGUUUUGUAAGUGGUGUUUUUAGACCAUGAGAUUAGGUUGUAUGCGAGAAAAGACAUGGGAGAUGGGACACAGAUGUUUGUGAAAUGGGCAAUGAUAUGGAAAGCUGUCAAAUUUUGAAAUAAAGUUUUGAGAAACUCA
Siniperca chuatsi (mandarin fish) is the source of this 3055-nucleotide messenger RNA. It is a transcript of the gene rpn1, whose product is annotated as ribophorin I. The coding region runs from base 423 to 2225 and encodes 600 amino acids. The transcript is spliced from 10 exons. Gene Ontology annotation, cellular component: membrane; oligosaccharyltransferase complex. Lineage: Eukaryota; Metazoa; Chordata; Actinopteri; Centrarchiformes; Sinipercidae. The record is from RefSeq and is a predicted model, not a curated record.